UUGUUAGUCAGGGUCAAUGGUGUCUCACAUUCACCUACCCCAGUUGGAAUCGACCCACCAAGAUGUCUCACAUUCUCACUCCCACCAACCUCAGUUUGAACCAAAUCACUAUUCGAACCGAAAAGAACGGGGAACAUUUUGCAAAGAACAUUACAGCAAAGGAAUGGCGGAGAAAGACGAUGUCCAAAUUCCAAGGGUGAAACUGGGUAGCCAAGGACUUGAGAUUUCAAAGCUAGGGUUUGGAUGUAUGGGACUAACUGGAGCCUACAAUUCUCCAGUCUCAGAUGAGGAUGGAAUCUCAAUAUUGAAGGAUGCAUUCAAUAAAGGAAUCACAUUUUUUGAUACAGCAGAUUUAUAUGGAACUGGCGCCAAUGAAAUUCUGGUUGGAAAGGCCUUGAAGCAAUUACCAAGAGAAAGAAUUCAGUUAGCCACCAAGUUUGGUAUUGUUAAAUUUGAACCCACUCGUAUUAUAGUGAAUGGUAAUCCUGAAUAUGCACGCGCAUGUUGUGAAGCUAGUUUGAAGCGCCUAGGUGUAGAUUACAUUGAUCUGUACUAUCAACAUCGAGUAGACACGUCUGUACUCAUUGAAGAUACUAUGAGUGAACUUAAAAAACUGGUGGAAGAGGGAAAAAUCAAUUACAUUGGGCUAUCUGAAGCCAGUCCGGACACAAUAAGGAGGGCACAUGCUGUUCAUCCCAUCACAGCAGUGCAAAUCGAGUGGAGCCUUUGGACUCGUGAUGUUGAGGAAGAGAUUAUUCCACUUUGCAGGGAGCUUGGCAUUGGAAUUGUUCCAUACAGUCCCCUUGGUCAUGGUUUUUUUGCUGGUAAAGCAAUUGUGGAAAAUUUGCCUGCAAAUAGUUUGUUGGUCACACAUCCUAGGUUUCGAGCAGAGAACUUGGAAAAAAACAGUAAGAUAUACAAUCGACUGGAAAACCUCGCUAAGAAGCACCAAUGCUCUCUUUCUCAGUUAGCAUUGGCUUGGCUUCUCCAACAAGGGGAUGGUGUUGUGCCUAUUCCAGGAACCACAAAGAUAAAAAACUUGGUUGAGAACAUCGGCUCCUUGAAGGUGAAACUUACAGAAGAAGAGCUGCAAGAAAUAGCUGCUGCUGUACCCGUCGAAGAGGUUGCUGGUGAUAGAACAUACGAAAGCAUGAGUAAUGUGACAUGGAGGUUCGCAAACACGCCCCCAAAAGGAAGCAAAGCUUCAAAUUAAAACAUUCAUUCAUCAAUGUUGCUUUCUAGAAUUGAGCGUGCAACUAUAUGUAUUGCGAAUUGCAGAAGUGUGAGUUGGUGAACUAAAUAAAAUAAUUUGUGAUAUGUUACCACUCUAUUUGCUUAAUAUUGUGCUUGAUCAA
Molecule: messenger RNA, 1355 nt
Organism: Jatropha curcas
Lineage: Eukaryota; Viridiplantae; Streptophyta; Magnoliopsida; Malpighiales; Euphorbiaceae
Product: putative aldo-keto reductase 1
Cellular component (GO): cytoplasm
Source: RefSeq, a predicted model, not a curated record